This is a messenger RNA of Miscanthus lutarioriparius, 927 nucleotides long. The record is from the annotation of a GenBank genome assembly. Lineage: Eukaryota; Viridiplantae; Streptophyta; Magnoliopsida; Poales; Poaceae.
AUGGACGAGAAGGCGGAGAUGGAGAGCAAGCUGUCCUCAGCGGCGGCGUUCGUGGAGGGGGGCGUGCAGGACGCCUGCGACGACGCCUGCAGCAUCUGCCUCGACGCCUUCUGCGACAGCAACCCCUCCACGAUGACCAAUUGCAGGCAUGACUACCAUCUCCAGUGCAUUCUUGAAUGCCAAGAGCUACUAGAGGCUGUUGAACAAGAGAGGAACAUCCGAGCUAAUCGUUCACAUAAUACUGCUGUUUUCCACCAUCCAAUGCUGGGUGAUUUUGAGAUUCCUGUAGGUGCAGAUGAUGCAGAACUUGAAGAACGCAUUAUUCAGCACUUGGCUGCUGCAGCUGCAGUGCGUAGGUCACACCGUCAUCAUAGAAGAGAUGGGCACCAGAGCAGAUCAGGAGCAAGUAGCCACCCACAAUUUCUGGUGCUUUCAGAAGACGAGGGCACAACCUCAGGUCAAGAAGGGGAUUACGAACAAGCCCCUGUUGUAGUUUCUGGUCACCCUUUACGUACUCUUGUUGAACAAGAAUGCACUCGAGGGUUAGUGGAUGCUUCCAGUCCAUCUCUCCGCUUUUCGACUCCUGCUGAUAGUGCUCGUAGAUCAAACAAUAGGAUUUCUGGGAUUCAAUCUACACCUGUGGAUCAAGAUGGAGCAGGACCGUCCGAUUUACAAUCAAUCUCUGACAAUUUGAGAUCUCGUCUGCAGUCAGCUUCAAUGAGGUACAAGGAUUCCAUAACCAAGAGUGCAAGUGGAUGGAGGGAGAGGUGGUUUUCUCGGAGUAACUCUUUAUCGGAUCUUGGUUCUGAGGUGAGGAGGGAGGUCAACGCGGGGAUUGCUGCAGUGUCUCGCAUGAUGGAACGGCAUGAUGCAAGAGACGGGACGGGGCCUUCUGCUACCUCCGCAUCAGGAUCUGGUUCUCAGUGA